AUGUCCGAACCAGGCCCGGAAUCGAUCCCCACAAGCGCAGAUCCACGCAGCAAGCGGCCAACAAAACGACGCAUCAUGACACCGCAUUCAGAGGUCGCCAACGAGAUCCAGACACUCUUCAAAGACCCCAGCAAAGACCUGCAACUACCCAAUGCCUCGAAGCAGCGUACUGUAGCGUCGCUCUCGGCGCCGCCAGAGAUCGUCACCAAUGUGCAGGGUUCAUCUGCCGGUGCGGGCUCUGGUGAAUUCCACGUGUACAAGGCUAGUCGGCGGCGGGAGUAUGAACGACUGCGAUUGAUGCAGUCUGAGGUGGAAAAUGAGAAGAGUGAUGAGGCUUGGGAGAAAGAACGGGAGGAGGCGAAGCGAAAGGAUAAUGAGAAGACCGAGAAGAAUCGGAGGAGGAGGGAGAAGAAGAGAAAUUUGCGUGCGAAGAAGGGUGGUGAUCAGAAUGAUGUUGCUCCUGUGAAUGGCCCGGCUCCGGGCUCGAUGGUUACUAUGGAAGAUCACGAUGGAGGUGCUGUGGAGGGCCAGGUUCCCCAGCAGGAAGUUCCUGGUGUCAUUAUUCAUGAUGAGGACUAG
Molecule: messenger RNA, 579 nt
Organism: Penicillium griseofulvum
Lineage: Eukaryota; Fungi; Ascomycota; Eurotiomycetes; Eurotiales; Aspergillaceae
Exons: 1
Coding region: 1-579 (192 amino acids)
Biological process (GO): negative regulation of protein kinase activity
Cellular component (GO): nucleolus
Molecular function (GO): double-stranded RNA binding; protein kinase inhibitor activity; protein kinase binding
Source: RefSeq, a predicted model, not a curated record